AAAUACAUAAAUAAAGAUCAUGAUGUAAAAGUAUCCCUCGCAUAUAUUCAGAGUGUAUUUCGAUAACAACUGCCAGUGCACAACUACUCGACUUUGUAAACGCGCUGAACAUGUAUCGGUACAGGAAAAUAGGAGUUUGACAGUUCUUCGAAUUUCACUUAAUUUCAUAUAUAUUAAAAUAUCACUUCAACAAACACUCCGUAUAUAAAAAUGCCGUGGAAAGUUGGUGGAAAUUUUGAAACUGUGGCAAUAACAUGCGAGACAAAUUGGAAAGAAUGUGUAAUCGCAGUAGCAAAUUAUUUAUGGAGCGAGGUUGUAUCUGAUGUUGUCGAUUAUUUAGCAAAAGAAGGAAUUAUGUGGGUAUUAGCGAUAGCCAUCGCUUCCGUAAUGUUUAUUCGUAUAAAAUAUUGCAAAACCACACACGCGGAGACUGCUGCACUUAAUAAACGAAUAUUAAAUAAAGUCAGAUAUAAAAUUCAGGAUCUAGAAUUGAAAAUCAAUGUUUUAACAUAUAAAAUGCAAUAUGGAACGUGGCCGUUGCCGCAUCAAAUCUGUACUUUAAAUCCAAAAUUACGGAAAAUCAGAAUGACUUUGUCCAACCCGGGUGAUCGAAAAACUUGGCUAAAGCACUUGUUGCUAAAUCCAUCAUUGGAAAGCAAUGUGUAUGCUCCUUCUUCAAAAGCAUCUCAUUCGUCGAAUUAUUUUGACAUAAAACAAGAAUGUGCGCCACACGUUAAACGUAGUGAAUUAUUAACAACCUGCAGCAGCAUUGAAACUUUAAAAUCUAGUGACCAAUCUGUGAAUAAAUAUUCAUGGAGGCCAGGUACACCUUCGCAAAAUGCUACAAAGGAGAAUAAUCUCUCUAAAAAUAAAGAUUUUAUUUUGCGACGAAAUGCGCAGCUUCUACCGUUAGAAUCAAAUAUGACUAACUAUCAGUCUUCAGGAAUGAUCCCUCAUUUAACACAGAAUGAUGCGACAAAUGCCAAAUAUAAUCCAUGUCAGGAAUUCACAGAUACUAUCUGUAAAUGUAAAUCAUUUCUUAAGGAACUGCGACAUAAUGAUAAAUGUUUGCCUUCAUUAGAUCGUUCGUCAAAAAUAAGCAAAAUAUAUUCUUUGAAACCCGCACAUGCAGCAAAACGAAUAGCCUUAUCUACAAGGGUAGAAAAAGAGACAUCCUAUGAUAUUUCUAAAGGAAAAACAGAAAGCAUAGAUGAAAUAAAAUGUGUGGAACAAAUAAAAAACAAUGCGGUAAAAAGUGCCGAAAAAACGUAUCAUCAAAGUAAAGUAUCCAAUAACGCUGUAGUUUCAAAGAUCAACAACUGUGCAUCCUCGAAAGAACUCAUCCCAAUAAUGCGACCUACGCACAACGUGCAACCUUCUCAGGAAACUUUGCACGAAGUUAAAAGAAGACUUCGAAGUUUGCAUAACGUGUUGCAAACAUAUCAAGACACAAAUCAAUCUCCUAAAAGGCAGAAAUCGACAGAUCGAAUCGAUGAGACGGACUCAUUUCUAACGUAUCCAAUUGUGGAUAUUUCAAGCGAAUAUUUCGAACUAGAUCGCUCGGAAGAAAGUUUAUCUUCCUUGGCCGAGUAUUCAUCGAGUACAUCGAAGACGUAUCGACGUUCCAGUAAAAAUGUUACAUUGCGAGAUACUUGUUCCAAAAAAAUUAGUCAGCAUAAUACAGAAAGAUCAGUCAGAAGCGAUUUCUCAGAAGCAUUUGUGACAACAGAAUAUAAAGAAAGUGCGUGCGAACAAAACAUUUUAAAUUGUAAUCGUAAUCAUGAAUUAAAAUUAAAUACUGAGACUAAUAAAGAUGCAAUAAAAACAAACACUCUAAUCAAUAUCCGAAAUAACAUAUCUGAGGCGGUAUCGGAAAACAUCUUUUAUAUCUUAUCACCUGAAAGUAAGGAUAUCCAAACUCAAAACGGAAUAUCGUUAAAGAACAAAUUCAAUACUAAAAAAUUCAGCAAUACGUUUGAUAAGGAAUGUGACAGUAAACAUCAAGAGAAUGAUACAGGAUCUCAAAAUAGUAGUCAAAGUAAAAUGUCGAACAACAGAGAAAACAAAUCGACGACACUGUUGCUUCAAGAAGCUUUGCAUUUCAAGAAUGUUUUACUGACACACUCAAGAAAGAAAUACCCAACCAGUAAUAUAAAACAGGGCAGUACCGCGGAUGAAUUCCCGCCAAUGUCAAACAAUAAUUUUCCUUCAAUGAUAAUAGAUGUCAAAGAAGAAGAUCCAGUUAUCAGUAAUUCUCUCGAUAAUAUUAAUCAACAUUACAUUUGUCUAGAAAUGAAACAAUUACGCGAUUUGUUUCCACAAUCUUCAAAAAAAGCAAAUACAUUGGCAUGUGAAGAUGAACGAGACACGGAGAACCAGGAUAUUCCUGAAACAUCUUCGGAAUAUUUUAGCAUUACAGAUCUCGCGGUUCAAAACAACGCCGAUGUUUCAGAGAAACAUCCAGUUUAUGAAAAAGUAAUAUCGAUAACGAUACCAAUUGAUAAAAUCAAUGUAAAAAAUCCAGAUGAAAUUAAUAUGAGUGAGAGACCAAUACAAACAAAAACUGUGCUACGAAAUAUUCAGACUCACGUAAGUUUACAAGAAAAUUUGAGAGAAAAUGUGGGCUCCAAUGUCGACAACGUUGUAACCGACAAACGUUCGCCAAGAAUGUUGAAACUCGAAGAUCUCAUAUUAGAACGCGUUAAAAAUAUCAGGGAUUACAUGGACACUUUUCUUCAAAGCCAAAAUGUAGCAAUCUUCAAGGCACGCAGAGCGCUUCAAUGCCAAAGUAAAAGCGACAUUUUUCAAUGUUCGGAUGAGGCGAGUCAUAUCGUGGUAUAUAAUCGAUCGACCGCAUCAUCCAGCUGCAGCAGUACCAAUCAAAUUGUCAGUUCUUCAAAAAAAUCAUUAGAUUUUUUAACAGACACAUGGCCGAAUUACAUACAGGAAUAUAAACAGGAAAUGAAAGAUGUUUUAAACUAUUCCUCCGAUGUGUACUUAAAGAGAAAUCCGGGAAUGCUUGCACUUGUUACUCCUACAAAAAAUAAAUUCUCUAACAAGAACGAUUCACAACAAUCGGAAGUAGCUACAGGAUCAAGAGAGGAAGAAGCCGAUCUAUAUUUUCCGAUAACAUAUUCUUGCAAAAAUGACUCAAAAUCUACGCAUAGAAUAACGAACUCGAUCACGCCUCGUUGUGAAGAACGUAUUACACCAAAUACAGAAAAUAAUAAAAUAGAUAAAGGAACGACAGUCGAUUUAAAUACUGAUUUCCAUAAACGUAGAAAACAGACGCAAAUUGCUGAAAGUAAGCCAUCAAAAAUAUCGUAUGUUUCGCUCGAUGUUGCGAACACUGAUGCAAAAGUUAUUCACAUAACGCGCGAGGAGUACCUGACAAAAUCUAAUUGCAAUUCAAUCUCCCAUAGUAAUUCGUAUUUCACCGACGAGGAGAUAAUAAAUGAUAUAAAAAUGGAUGACGUAUCUUCCGAAUCUACAUCGAAUAUAAAAUAUUCGCAUGCAAACGUACAAACAGAAAUCAAACAGAAUGUUAUCAAACAACAAAUAUCCGUAGAUGAACGUCCGGAUGUAAAUGUAGCAAUGCCAAGCAAAUUAUCACCGGAUAAUGACUAUUCUAAUCUGACGAUAAUCAUUGAUUCGAAUCUUAUUCUUGAUAAAUCAGGAUCCAAUUAUUUUACGAAAGCGAAAACAGCGUCUUCUUUAACAAUGUUAAAAAAAAAAGAUUUUAUCUUUAAUCCUGAAGUUUCUCUACUACCUCUCUCACUAGAGAAAGAAAAUAAAACAUUAAAUACAGAUGGUAUUUUAUUAAAUAAUUUAAAACAAAAUAACGAAAUAUCUGUAGAUACCAUACAUUUAUCGCCCCAAAUAGAAUGUUAUUCGAUAAAUCCUUUUCAGACUUCCCAAAUUAAAGCCAAAAGCGACAUGUCUCUACUAAAUAAUAGAAGUAAGAACUUAAAAGUCAACUUAUACCCUAAAAAAUCACACUCAUUUUUGAUGCGCCACAAUACUAUGGACUACAUCAACGGCAUAUUACAUCAACCCUGUACAAAACUACACAAUAAUAAAACUAAAUGUAUAAAAAACAAAUUGCGACUCACAACUCAAUCAAAGUCCGUUAUAUCACCGCGAAGAACGCCCACCAAAUCUUGCAUACCAAUCUUUAAAAAUCGUUUAGAAUCGUCUCACCGAAUGAAACAUCGAGCGCAGACAAGAUGUCCCAUAAAAAAUCCGUUGACUAUGUUAUGGGGAGAAAAGACUAGUAUGAAAGAUCACGCAACAAACGAAGAGGUUGCACAAAGUGAUAAUGAUUCAAUAAAUAAACAUCUGCGAGUAGCAGAAACUGUAUCAAAUUUCACUAAAUUAAAUAAUACAGAGAACAUACUCGAUAAAGAAUUGGAGAACUCUAACAUAAUAUGCAAAGAUACAUCAAAGAAAAAUUCGGAAAUUUUGUGUAGUGAAAAGAUAGUGUCCUUGGCAAUCGACAAAGAGCAUUCAGAUGAAAAAGAUAUAAAUGACAGGAAAUUAGAUGAUGAGACAAGCAUAAUGCAGCAUGUAGAAAAAAUUGUUUCGAAAGAGGCAGUUGUCAUUUCUAUUAUGGCAAAUGAUAAUCUGCAGAAAAAGUACCCGGCAGAUCUGUUUAUUUUAAACACAAAGAAUAUCAGCCCCGCGACGGAUCUGCUGAUACAUAAAAACAAAUUAUGGACUAUUACUGUUGGAAAAACGGAAAAAGAAGUUACGGUGAAACCUUCUGUUACAGAUACAUGUACAUCCAUGUCUGACUUACAAUGAAUGAACCGAAAUGUAUAACUUAUUUUAUAUAUGUAAAUAUUUUAAUAUUUUUAUUUAUCAGGUUCUUUUUUAUA
Monomorium pharaonis (pharaoh ant) is the source of this 4877-nucleotide messenger RNA. RefSeq lists its product as uncharacterized. Lineage: Eukaryota; Metazoa; Arthropoda; Insecta; Hymenoptera; Formicidae. Bases 211 to 4803 code for a protein of 1530 amino acids. The transcript is spliced from 6 exons. The record is from RefSeq and is a predicted model, not a curated record.